Petromyzon marinus (sea lamprey) is the source of this 5132-nucleotide messenger RNA. It is a transcript of the gene ISLR2, whose product is annotated as immunoglobulin superfamily containing leucine rich repeat 2. Gene Ontology annotation, molecular function: protein binding. NCBI's taxonomy places the organism in Eukaryota, Metazoa, Chordata, Hyperoartia, Petromyzontiformes, Petromyzontidae. The record is from RefSeq and is a predicted model, not a curated record.
CCGAAAUCCAAACAAAUAGGUCUGCCCUCCGCUGGUCGUACUGUCUUCUACGGGGCACCUGGAGGCAGGUAGCUUGCCGCGUAUACAAUGAUCUUUGUGUGAUCCACCAACCCCCCGAUAGAGAACGCGCGCACCACCACCACGCCCGUUUUAGGAAUCGGUGUUGGGACGCCCGAUCGCUUGGUGAAUGAAAGCACAGCGAUCUAAAUUACGUAAUAGUACGUGCCAUAAUGUAUCUGUGCGCGAUACUUGGUGCGCAUUAUAGCUCGAGGACGUCCCUGGCUUUGUCGUUACUCGUGGUUGUUGCAGCGCGACCCGCAGCCGUAACGCCGCUCGUCAACCUGUAGAUCGCGCCGCGCUGUUCGCCGUCAAAUUCUCAUUCCGACCGCCAAAUGUGCGUGCGGAAGCGUGGCGCUCAACAUGCGGGCAGAGGCUCUCAACUCGUCGUCCUGCACGCCCACCCACAUCACCGCACCUCCUCCUCCUCUCCCUCCUCCUCCUGCAGUGCCGCCACCCCCUCCUCUGCCUUCCCCUCCUUCUAUGAGCUUCUUUUGAGGGAAGACAGCCCCGCGUAGCCUGGAGCCCCCUUCGUUGAAAUAAAGAAAACUAAAUGAAAAAAUACAAAUAAAUAAAAUCUGCCGACACUUACGGAAUGUUUUAGGAUUGGGGUAAAACGCGUGUGAUUGCUGAUUCGGAAAUCGAUCGCGUGCUUCUCGUUUGAAGUGAAUAAGCAGCAAGUCAUGAGCUGCUCUGACAACAACUGAUCGGUUCCUGUGGUCGAGGUUCUGCGCAGUCGAGUGCCGUGUUUUGUGGUUUGUAGAGCGCAAACAAGAUGGUGCGAGUGCGCCUGAUCCUCCUGGUCUUGGGCUGCAUCGCCUCGUUGCGCUCGGCCACCGCUUGCCCGGAGCCCUGCAAAUGCCUGGACAAGUUCGUGCACCAAAUCGCCAACUGCGCCUACAAGCAGCUGGAGACGGUGCCCAAGGGGUUGCCCGCGAACAUAACCUCGCUCAGCUUAUCCGCGAACCGCCUGCGUAGCCUAUCCCGAGACGCCUUCGAGGAGAUUCCGCUCAUGAGUUCCCUGUGGCUGUCCCACAACGAGCUGGUGAGCAUUGAGAAGGGUACCCUGGCCGGCCUGGUACAGCUGCGCAACCUCGAUCUGAGCAACAACCAGCUGGCCGACUUCUCGUGGGAGGACUUGCGCAACCUGACGGCGCUCCAGGUGCUCAAGCUGAACAACAACAAUCUGGUGCGCCUUCCUCGAGACGCAUUCGAGACGCUGACCGACCUGCGAUCGCUGCGUCUCCACCACAACCUCUUCGCCACCAUCGAGGAAGGCACCUUUGAGAACUUGCACGCCCUCUCGCACCUGCUUCUUUACGAGAACCCUCUGCGGUGCUCGUGCAAGGCGCGCUGGCUUCCGGCGUGGCUCAACACCACCUCGAUCGACAUCCCCAGCAAGGAGAAUAUCGCGUGCGCCGAGCCGGACGAGCUGAAGGGGCAAGCCGUGCAGCAGAUGCCCGACGUCGAGUGCGUGGCUCCCACAGUGCGGCUCUCCAGCAGCCCGGACGUGCGCGAGACUCGGCUCUACUCUGACUUCGCGGUGGUCCUCGAUUGCCAGGCCGAUGGCCUCCCCGCGCCCACCGUCUCGUGGAAGCUGCGCAAGGAAGGUGGCGAAAUCGACCUGGGGGUCUUCGACGAGGAAAAGGUCCCCGAGGAAGCGGUCGUCGAGACCAACGACGUGCUGGACAAGCGAGUGAUGGCCUUCAGGAACGGGACGCUGGUCAUCCCACAGUUGAGCGAGAGCGAGGAAGGCGCCUACACCUGCGUGGCGACCAACGACAUGGGGGAGAGCUCGGCGAGCGCUCGGAUCACGCUGGCGAAGCGCGGCGGCUAUGAGCGCGGCAAGGCCAAAGUCAACCCGCUCCUCGUCCCGGGAACGUCGAAGAAACGGAAGUAUGCCUCGUCUCAAGCGAGCAUCACCGACAAGAAAGGCGCCGGGAAGGAUCGCGCCGGCGGCUUCGUCGAGAGGAACGACGUGUCCGUCCACGAUGACAGCGACGACGAUUACGACUACAACGAACACGGCGCGCCCUUCCCGACCCCGGUGAACACGGCGUGCGCGCUCAAGCACGCGGGGGGUUCCUCGCUCGAGCAGGCGCUGAAUGGGACCCCCGUGCCGGCGCUCGGCUACGAGCAGCGGCACCGCUUCGAGUUCGGGGUGAUCGCCCUCGAGGUGUCCGACACGGACGCGCGUGUUCAGCUCACCCCGGUGCCGCGCGGAGGCGACACCAAGCGCGCGCUGCCUGUGCGCCAGGGCGACAGGGGGUGGUCGGCCCUCAAGCAACAGCAGCAACAGCAGCAACAGCAGCAGCAGCAGGCGAACGGCAACCUGGGUGCCGCUGCGAAAUUCGAGAUGAUGUACCUGUGCACGGGCGACGCGCCUGACUCUUCGCCCGUGCAGUGGUCGCUGGUGCAGAGCGAGGUGCACUUCUACCGCUUCCACGGCCUCAAGCCCGGCACGCAGUACACGCUGUGCCUGAGUCAUGCCGGCCAGUCGUGCGAAGUGCAGGUGCCAUUCGAGACGCGCAAGCGCAUCCCGUCGCUGCUCAUCAUGGUGGUGGUGAGCUCCUUCCUGCUGGGCCUCGCCACCAUCCCGCUGCUGGGCGCCGCCUGCUGCCACCUGGUCUACCAGUACCGCGCCAAGACCUACAAGCCCAUGGAGAAGCCGUCGCAGCAGCAGCAGCAGCAGGAGAAGACGGGCAACGGAGGCGGCGUGGCGCAGCCGGCCGCGCGGGUGGUCCCCGGCGACCAGCGGGUUGUGCACUGCGCGCAGCGGGACUCGAUGUGCGACUCGAUCGGUGAAGUGGGCGACCACGCGAGCCUACAGCCCAGCGAGGAGGAGGCGUCCAUCCCGCCCGCGGGGUGCAAGGACGACGCGGCCCAGUUCGACCUCGAGUCGGAGUGCAGCGAUCGCCUUCCGCUGGGCGCCGAGGCCGUGAAUAUCGCGCAGGAGAUCAACGGCAACUACAAGCACCCGGCUCGCUGAGACGCGAGAGCCGACUCGGUGGCGUAGCGCGGUUGGGCAUUGGGGCCGUGGUGGGGGGGGAGCCCUCUGUUCAAUAUUUACCCCUCGUUAAUCCGACGCAUGGGCCCCUCCGCCCCUCCACUCAUAGGGCCCGUGUGCAGUUGCACCGCCGGCACACUCGACGGUAGCUACGCCGCUGAGCCGACCGUCUCCGCUCUGGUUCCCAUCUGUUCUUGUUGUUUAAGAUCGCGCCAAUGAUAUUUUUAAGCAAACAAACAUUUUUUUUUUUAUUUGAAGCUUUCGUGACUGCAGGAAUCCAUACUCUCUGGUUCUUUCGGUAAAGUCACGUAGACGGACGCUUGUGUUGCGACCAAAACGUCGUGUUUUAUUUAAUUUCAUUAUAUAUUUAAUAUCUACGUGAUUUUACCGAAAGAACCAGAGAGUAUAAACACUUCUUUGUUUGUGUCCUUUACGAAAUUCAAAUUAAGAUACACACACAUAUAUAUAUACCACAUACUUGGGCGCUGUUUACUUUAUCAAUCGGCUUUGCCAUGUGUCUCAAAAGGUGACAAUAAUUCGAGUGUACGUAACGGCUGUACACCCCCCCCCCAUCCCAUAUCAACCAGACGGAAAAAAAAAACACCAAGCAAAGCGCGACGCGACACAUCGCACACACUCGGGUGCAUCGAGGCGACAUCACGCGUUUCAAUUCGUAGUCCACUUCAAUUUGAAUAAAUGUACGGUAAAGCCCUCUGCCAAUUCACUUCUGGGUGAGCGGGUCCAGGACCGGUUCCGUUAACGCUCGUCAUCGAUGUCGUUAGGAGGUGGUCGAGAAUCGACCUCUGGAGGUCGAGUUAACAGUGCUGCGCGCUAACCAAACCAUUGCGCCACCGCUCCAUCCAAACGCAUUUUUUAUUGAAGGGUAUACGUUAUAGCCUAGUUAUAAGAGGUGUAGGCUACAGUAAAAAAAAAAACUCAUGGGUUGAUGCUGAGUUCUUGACCUGUUUUUAAAGAGUACUUGUGGUCUGGCUGGGUUGUGUGCAUUGGGGCACAAUACGCCUCUCGUUGCAUGUCGAUCACGACCCAAUCGGGACACGCACUGAUCACUUUACCUGCCAUAAAGAACAGCACAGUUCUUCGCCAGUUUGCUACGCGUGGCAGUCAUGUCGCCAAAGCGUCCGUGUGUUUUUUUUACUACUUCCAUGAGACUUCAGUUUUUAGUUGUUUUGUUCAAUGACACAUAUUUCUGUGUUUUUGCCACUUGUAUUUUCCAGCGGAUGUGACGGAACAUAUUUGUUGUUGAACUUCUUUCGCACCGUACGUAGCCAAACUUCCACCGUACGUAGGUGCGAUGGAAGGACAACAAACCAAACGUAAACAGCAGUUCAAAAGAAAUGAGUUUUCAAUCUCGAUCAUUUGAAAGUGCACAGCUCCAGUGGCUUCCUACCAUCGGAAGGAAGAGCGUUCCAGACGGCCGCAGAGGCGCAUCUGAAAGCGCGAAAUGCCGUGGCCGUCUUUUCAACGCUCCCUGUGUAGUUAAGUGCGCGCGGCUGUCAUUUGGAAAUAUUUAAUUCAUCAUGGAAUAUUUUUCGCCCCCCCCCCCUACUACUACAACCCUUCAAUUACCUCGACAACAGAGCGGAGGGGAGAGGGUGGGGGGUUAUUUUUCAGAGCACAGCCCCGGUUGAAAUGAAUCCCUUGAUCUGUAACGUAGCUUAACGCUGUGGCUUUAGCGAUGUACGCAACGUAGUCUCGGAGUGACAUUCGUGAAACACUCAACACAGGGUUGACUGACGUUGCUUGUUUCGAAUUGCGCUGUGCUAUAGAUGUCAUCAGUCUUUCGGUUAAAGUACGUGGCUCUGUGCAUUCAAGGCAGAUUAUAUAUACAGUAUAUAUAUAAAAAAACAACAGUUCAGUGUCAUGUGUUUUUUUCCAAUGAGCACUUUCGAUGCCUUGACAAGCUCUAGUGAACAAUAUGCUAUGUGAAGCAUAACAUUGAGAAAAAAUGUACGAUAACGUCAGUCUAUAAACAUUUGUACUAGUUCGUUAGACACGUUUGUCUCUCGUGUGUAUUUUACUGUGUGUGUGUUUUUAAUUUAAACAAAAA